This is a messenger RNA of Pipra filicauda (Wire-tailed manakin), 980 nucleotides long. It is a transcript of the gene S100A16, whose product is annotated as S100 calcium binding protein A16. The transcript has 3 exons. NCBI's taxonomy places the organism in Eukaryota, Metazoa, Chordata, Aves, Passeriformes, Pipridae. The record is from RefSeq and is a predicted model, not a curated record. Gene Ontology annotation, cellular component: perinuclear region of cytoplasm; nucleus. The coding region runs from base 159 to 479 and encodes 106 amino acids. Gene Ontology annotation, molecular function: calcium ion binding.
GAGAGGACGGAGACCCCGGGCAGGGAUCAGGCAGGAUUGGACCCCCGGGAUUUGGGGGGCAGCCUGGGCUGUGCUUGUGGGGGGCUCGGGUGGGCCCAGCCCUGCCCUGCUGGGCUGUUCCUGGAGCUGUGAAGCAAGAGGAGGGCUGGCUGGCAGCGAUGUCGCAGUGCACGGAGCUGGAAUGGGCCGUCCAGGUGCUGGUGAACAACUUUGACAAGUACUCGAGCCGCUGCUGCUGCUGCAAGAAGCCGCGGCGCAUCAGCAAGAAGGAUUUCCGCAAGAUGCUGAGCCGGGAGCUCAACCACAUGCUGACGGACACCGGGAACCGCCGCGCAGCCGACAAGCUCAUCUGCGACCUGGACGAGAACAAGGACGGGCGCAUCAGCUUCGACGAGUACUGGACCUUGAUAGGCGGCAUCGCCAGCCCCAUCGCCCAGAUCAUCCGCCAGCAGGAGCAGAGCAUCAAAUUCACCAAGUAGCCGCUGCACAGGACCCUCCUGGACCCCCCUGCUUCUCCACGACCCCCCCCGCUUUGUGCCCUCUCCGAGCCCCAGCUCGCCCCGGGCCACCUCGGCUCCCCAGGGCUCUGCCGACCGAGCCGUGCCGGGCUGUGACGGAGGCGGGACGACCCUGUGGGUGGGAUUUGGGGACGCGAGGCUCCUCCUCGCCGUGCCUGCCCUGCCCUCCUCCCCUUCCACGAGCCCUGUCGGGCGAGAAGCAAAGGAAGAGGUUUCUCCUCAUGUGGGACCCGAGUUCUGCCUGUUCUCAGAGCUCCGCUGGCAGAACCCCCGUCACAGCCGGGACCCCCCUCUCCCCUUGCAGCUCCCCCUCAGAGCGGGGGGUCUUCCUGGGCAAAGGGGGCCUUUCCCCGUGCCCGGGCUGGUGGAGGGAGUAUCCCGGCCGGCGCUCGGGGCUCGGCGCGGCCCCCUCGGGUGACACCCCCGUGGUUAUUUAUUGCGGCAAUAAAAUCCGGAGGAGCA